UUGGUAAAGCAAACUACCUGAUUCUUCCAUUUUACCGGGCUCAUUCCUUAAUUAAAAGAAGAGAAGAACAAAUUUUGCCAUUAUUUUAUUGCAGUCAAGAAGGUCUGGUCAUCUUCAGCCCUAGCUCUUGGAGCUUCAAUUCACAGGAACCAAAGGGACCCAACACCCAAGUCUCUGUCCUUUUUUUUUUUUUUUUUUGAAAUCAACUGCAGAUUCCCUCUCUCUACUGUUUCUUGAAUUUUUCAAAAAGUUUUCCAAUUUUUUUUGUUAACUUAGAUCCCUCAUUCCUUCACUUAGACUAACAACAUUCACCAUAUCUUUAUUUGUUUAAUUUUUCUUCUUGUUCUCAUUGGAAUUGAAAGUAGUAACUUCUGAAGUUUCUGCAAAAUUAAAGUUUAGGGGCUAAUUUAUUUCUCACUUAGAGGAGGAAAAAUAAUUGAGGAAGUUGAAUGUGGAUGCAAGAAGAUGACCUAGUGGGAUUGGUGGAGAAAGAGUUAAAUCUUGGAGACUUGAUUUUUUUUUUUUCCUUCUGGUAUCCAGCUGUGGGGACACAAAAAGGGUUGUGAAAAGUGAAGUUUGAAUUCUUUGCAUCAGUCCUGGGAUGAGUUCUACAAAUAUGGUUGGCUUGUGUAGUAACGAUCUUGGAGGUGGGGAGAGAGAGACUGUUAAGUUGGAACCAGAGUUGGUUGAAAGUUCAAUUCCACAAAUGCAAUACUGUGAAGCUGAUUCCUUGCCAUAUCAAAAAUCCUCAAGCAGCUGCGGGAGGCAAGAUUCUACAGCUACUGAACAGAGUGAAACCACUGUCUUGGAUCAAGAUCAGUCUCUGAUAGAUGAUUCAAACCUUUGUUCUACAUCACAAAUAUGUUCAGCACCCCUAUCUCGCCAGUUCUGGAAAGCUGGAAAUUAUGAUGAGGCGCAUGCUACUAAGUCCACCCUUAAAAAAGGCUCCAGUUUCCUGCACAUUCACCCGAAGUUCCUUCACUCAAACGCUACUUCCCAUAAAUGGGCAUUUGGUGCCUUGGCAGAGCUUCUUGACAAUGCUGUUGAUGAGAUACAAAAUGGAGCCUCCUUUGUUAUUGUAGAUAAAACCCCAAAUCCAAGGAACGGAAGUUCAGCUUUAAUGGUUCAAGAUGAUGGCGGUGGAAUGGAUCCAGAAGCCAUACGUCGUUGUAUGAGCUUUGGGUUUUCGGAUAAGAAGUCAGCUUCAACUAUUGGACAGUAUGGAAAUGGUUUUAAGACCAGUUCAAUGAGACUUGGGGCAGAUGUUAUUGUCUUUAGCCGCUGCACAAAGAACAGGAAAAGGACACAAAGCAUUGGGCUUCUAUCUCAGACAUUUCUGACUCGAGUAGGCCUUGACAGAAUAGUGGUUCCUUUGCUCGACUUUGAGUUCAGUGCAGCAGCUAGAAAAUGGAGUUCGCUACAUGGCGAACAACAUUUUAGGAAUAACCUCUCGUUGUUGUUGCACUGGUCUCCAUUUGCAACAGAGACAGAGCUUCUUAAGCAAUUUGAUGACGUUGGUGAUCAUGGCACAAAGGUGAUUGUCUACAAUUUGUGGUAUAAUGAUGAAGGCAGAAUGGAGCUCGACUUUGAGGCAGAUCCUGAGGAUAUUCUCCUUUCGGGGGAUGCAAACGAUAAUGAGAAGAGUGGUUCUCGUAAUAAAGCAAGUGACCAGCAUCUUGCGAACCGUCUUCGUUACUCACUCCGUGCAUAUUUAUCAGUGUUGUACUUGCGGAUCCCAGACAACUUCUGUAUUCUGUUACGUGGACGGGUUGUUGAACUCCAUAACAUUGCUAAGGAUCUGAAGUACCCUGAAUUUAUCAUGUACAAGCCUCAAACUGUUGGAUUCAAAGAGGGUUCAGUCAUUACUACUAUUGGCUUCCUAAAGGAAGCUCCAGUGGUGAAUAUUCAUGGGUUCAAUGUCUACCACAAAAAUCGUUUAAUACUGCCGUUUUGGCAUGUUGUGAGGUACUCUGAUAAUAGAGGCAGAGGAGUUGUUGGUGUUCUAGAAGCAAACUUUAUUCAGCCAACCCAUAAUAAGCAGGACUUCGAGAAAACCCCUCUUUUUCAAAAGCUUGAAGUACGAUUAAAGGAGAUGACAUGGGAAUACUGGGAUUAUCACUGCGGGCUCCUUGGUUACUUUCCAAAGAAAAAACUUCAGGGACCGAUAACUCCUCAGGCUUCAUCUGAAUUUAGACAACAGCAUGGGUCAUGUAAACCUGUUGUCUUGGGAAACUCCUCCGGUGUGGUUGGUUCAAACAUUACAGUUCGGGGAACUGUAACACCAGUCUUUCAAAAUAACUCUAAACAAGGAGCUUCAAAGAGGAAAGCAGUUGAUCGUCCAAUAAAACAUGAAAACUUGAAACGGACAGCUGGACUAGUAGUUGAUUUAACUGGUGGUGAGCGAAGUCAAGAAAUUCUGACUUUCACUUCAAGUGGCUUACAAGAUCAAGAGGCUGCCCAUCUCAUUCAAGAGAAUGAAAAGCUCCGCGCACAGUGCUCGGAAUGUGAGAAAAGGGAGGAAGAACUUCAUUCAAAGGUUUAUAAGCUUCGGAAGGAGCUGAAAGAAGCACAACGUACCUAUGCGCAUUUGCUAGUGGAAUCAAGGUUAUUAGACAAAGUCAAACCUGAAGAAGAUGUUUGUAUUUAACGAAGUGCCCAUCCUUGUACUAUAGUUAGCUCUUUGCAAAUGAAUUUUAAUUUUAGCUGUUGUUGAUAAAAUCUUUUUCCUUUCUCUGUUGUGACGGAUUUUACCAUGAUUCUUGUUUUCUUCUUUCGUUUAUGCAACAGAAUGGAAGGUGGACUCAAAGUUUUCACAGAUUAGCGUUUGUCCCAUUGAUAUCUGUGUAUUUGUAUACUGGUAACUCAUUUUACGAGUUAACUCAAAUGAAGAUGGGCUUAUUUUCUGGA
Solanum dulcamara is the source of this 2907-nucleotide messenger RNA. Its product is annotated as protein MICRORCHIDIA 6-like. Bases 602 to 2647 code for a protein of 681 amino acids. Gene Ontology annotation, molecular function: ATP hydrolysis activity. Lineage: Eukaryota; Viridiplantae; Streptophyta; Magnoliopsida; Solanales; Solanaceae. Gene Ontology annotation, cellular component: nucleus. The record is from RefSeq and is a predicted model, not a curated record. The transcript has 20 exons.